Molecule: messenger RNA, 945 nt
Organism: Mustela erminea (ermine)
Lineage: Eukaryota; Metazoa; Chordata; Mammalia; Carnivora; Mustelidae
Product: olfactory receptor 14K1-like
Exons: 2
Coding region: 1-945 (314 amino acids)
Biological process (GO): G protein-coupled receptor signaling pathway
Cellular component (GO): membrane
Molecular function (GO): olfactory receptor activity; G protein-coupled receptor activity
Source: RefSeq, a predicted model, not a curated record
AUGACCAAAUCCUCAGCAGGGAUGGAAUUCUUCCUCAUGACAUUCUUUGACACUAGAGAGCUCCAGGUUUUACAUGGCUUUCUGUUUUUGCUCAUUUACUUGGUGUCUUUUAUGGGAAAUCUUCUCAUUAUUGUCCUGAUCACUCUGGAUAAGUGUCUUCACACCCCCAUGUACUUCUUCCUGAAGAACUUAUCACUUUUUGAUGCCUGUCUCAUUUCCAUCACACUUCCAAAAUUUAUCCUGAACUCUUUAUCCCACAGAAACUCGAUUUCUUUCUCAGGAUGCAUAUUACAGGUGUUGUUGGUGAUCCACUUUGCUGGAUCUGAGCUUUUCCUUUUAACUGCCAUGUCUUAUGACCGCUAUGUGGCCAUCUGCCACCCACUGCGCUAUGAUGUCAUCAUGAGCAGGAAAGUUUGUAUGAGUAUGACAGCUGCCUCCUGGUUUCUUGGGAGUAUAUUUGGGGCCUUAUACUCAUCUGGUACUUUCUCUUUAUCUUUCUGUGGCUCCAGAAAAGUUCCUCAGUUUUUCUGUGAUGUCCCCUGCCUACUGAAGAUCUCUUGCUCGAAGUCUCAUGUUACCAUAAGUAUUAGUGAGACAAUUGGGGUAUUAUAUGCACUUUCAUGUUUAGUGUCCAUUGGAUUUUCAUAUAUUUACAUUUUCAAUACAGUGCUGAGAAUGCCAUCAUUACAAGGGUGGUCAAAAGCCUUUUCCACUUGUAUGCCCCAUCUCAUAGCUGUAACAACAUUUAUUGUGACAGGCACUAUUGCCUAUCUGAAGCCAGUCCCUGAUUAUCCACAUCUUGUGGACUUUUUGGUUUCUGUGUUCUAUUCUGUCCUGCCUCCUUCUUUGAACCCCAUAAUAUACAGCCUAAGGAACAAGGAAAUAAAGGCAGCUGUGAAGAAAUUUCUAUGGAAACUAAGUCAUAAUUUCUAUGGGGAAAGAUAA